Dichotomopilus funicola is the source of this 684-nucleotide messenger RNA. RefSeq lists its product as uncharacterized. Lineage: Eukaryota; Fungi; Ascomycota; Sordariomycetes; Sordariales; Chaetomiaceae. The record is from RefSeq and is a predicted model, not a curated record. The transcript has 2 exons. The coding region runs from base 1 to 684 and encodes 227 amino acids.
AUGGCGCCCACGGAGACAUUCACCAUUGUCGCUCAGCCCGGUACUGACAUCUGGCGCAAGCCGCCUUCGACGGAUGUAUUCAAUGCUCCCACAGCCCUCCCGCCUUCAACCCCUCAACCCCUCCGCCACACCGGCCCCCUGACCUCCUUCCUCUCCGCCCGCAUCUCCCUCAACUUCACGCCCCUAGAACAAUACGACCAAGGCGGCAUCCUCCUCAGCCUCCGCCGUCGCAGCGACAACAACCCUUCCGCCCCGCCGCCCAAAUGGAUCAAAUCCGGCAUCGAGUUCUACAAUAACUACCCGCGCGUAUCGACCGUCUCCUGCGAUCGCUGGGCCGACUGGUCGGUUGCUGAUCUUGUUCCGGGUUCUUCUUCCGCCGACUCCGUGUCCUCCACGGGGAAGGGUAAGGAAACGGGAUGGACUACUAUCCAGAUUGAGAAGGACAAGGACGGGAACGGGACUGGUGUGUGGGUGUAUCGUAUUGUCCGGGUUGGUGGGUGUGAGGGUGAAGAGACGAAGGUUCCGCUGCGGGAGAUUUGUUGGGUGUUUGGGGAGGAGCAGCUGGAGGAGUGGGAGGUGGAGGUGUCGGCGAUGGCGGCACGGCCGGAAAAGAAUGUGAGUGAGGGCGGGGAGAAGGAGUUGGUGGUUGAGUUUAAGGGGUUGGAAGUUAAGUGGGCUUCUUGA